AUGGCUCUAGUCUCGUCCAUCGUUGUAUUUUUUAGAGUAUACAUCCAAUGGGCCGAAAGAUCGUUCUGGUGGGAUGAUGGUUUGAUGUUGGCCGCAUUGAUAAUAUAUAUUGUUAACAUUGGAUUUGCUUGUAGAAGCGUACUAUAUAACGGUACCCCCAAUGCGAAUAUUCCUAUAUCCAUGCAGGUCGAAAGUAACAAAUAUCUGACCCUUUGGUCACUAUUAUACGCUUCAUGCCUUUUAAUCGUCAAGGCUUCUAUCUGCUUGACUAUGUUUCGGCUGAGAAAGCCCACGAAAUAUAUCCGCUUCGCGAUCUAUACUCUUCUCCUGGCAAGCUUUGCAUCGUUUCUCGUUGGCGUCAUAGGUCUCUUAACUCAAUGUGAUUCCGUCGAAGCUAUUUGGGACAAGAGACUCAUGAGAGAUGGCAAGAUAGCAUGCAAAGAUAAAGAUAACAUGCUGGGCAUCAUAUAUGCUACUACGAUUAUAACGAUCGCGACUGAUGUGGCAUGUACUGUUUUACCGGCAGUCAUGAUGUGGAAUACUCAACUCAAGCUGAAAAAGCUACUAAUUAGCUUGCUUUUGUUAUUCGGGCUGUUCGCUUCUAUUUGCACGGUAAUCCGUAUGUAUGAUAUUCAACGGUUUACGGGAAAAGGUUUACAUUUCUGGACCUUGAAAACUGUGCUGUGGUCGAACAUCGAAACGGGCAUUGGUAUCAUCUCAGGGUCGAUGCCAGUGCUGCAGAAGAUUAUUUUGAGCCAGCCUAAGAAACGAGAGACGAUCAUAUCAUCUAAAGCUCCCAGUUCAGCCCUCCCUCAUAGCGCACCCAUCAAGUCUCAAAGUAACCGAGAAGACUUUGGUAAUCCGUUUGACGCCGGCUGCAAUAUCACGACAGUAUGCGCGAGUCGUCGUUCUCGUGAUUGGGACCGUAUGGAAGGGACGUUUAACUUUCCCUUUAUUCGUGCCGAGUAUACUUACGAAGUUACGCGAUCAGAUUUCUCUACCGAGAUGGCAAAAAUGGAAGUGUAA
Messenger RNA from Daldinia vernicosa, 1026 nucleotides. RefSeq lists its product as uncharacterized. The record is from RefSeq and is a predicted model, not a curated record. The transcript has 3 exons. The coding region runs from base 1 to 1026 and encodes 341 amino acids. Lineage: Eukaryota; Fungi; Ascomycota; Sordariomycetes; Xylariales; Hypoxylaceae.